Messenger RNA from Mauremys mutica (yellowpond turtle), 2423 nucleotides. RefSeq lists its product as uncharacterized. The transcript is spliced from 4 exons. NCBI's taxonomy places the organism in Eukaryota, Metazoa, Chordata, Testudines, Geoemydidae. The coding region runs from base 45 to 1175 and encodes 376 amino acids. The record is from RefSeq and is a predicted model, not a curated record.
GGGUUUUGUCCCGGAAGGACCACCCCUAGAAGAGAUUUUGCCCAAUGAGUGUGGCUUCCGGGGCGGGUGACCGGAAGCGUGGUGGGUCAUGUGACCCCUCUAAGAACUCCUCCCAAGGCCCUACGCCAAUCCGAGUGCAGCACCAUUACCCUAUAAGUUCCAGCGCCGGACAGAGGAGGCCAUUUCUUAUCAAGGACACGAGGUUUUUAGAAAGGCUGCUGAGAGGAAACAUGGACUCCUUCAACACCCCCGUCAGAAAUUCGGACUUUGUUUUAGUCCCGAGGGUCUUUGACCGGCCACGGAAAAGACGUUACAUCAGCGACAGUUCUGAGGAGGAGGUUGUGACCGAGGGGAGCCCUUUGGCCCAGCCGCUGUUGGAUACGCCGGAACCCGACCCCAAAAACCUCGUGAGACACCCCGAGGAGCCUGAUCGCCACUUGGGAGAGUCAACGAUGGACAAGGCAAACGGAAAAGAAGGCGCUCAGCUUGACGAGGCCUUUUUAGAGGACCCAGACCCCCUGGACAGCGUUGCAUCAAGCAGCGAAGAUGAACCGGGCCCGCCAUGUUUUUGCUCAACACCAAUACAAAUUGAUGAAGAGGGCUCCGAGGAUGACGGGUUUGAGGAAUUUAGGAGGAGGCUUGGCAUAGAACUAUCCGAGCCAGUGCCACGUCGUGAGCGUAAAAAAGUUAUGCGGACUAUUGUACGCGUUGCUGUUUAUGCUGUUCUUAAACACUGCCUUAGGGAAAAGCUUUUUGAAGAUUGUGAGGGCUGUGCUAUAGAUGCGCCAGCCCAACGGCACCAUGACUGUGUGAAUUGGACUUUAGUGGAUAUAAACUGCAAGCUUAGGGCCCUGUGUGCUGAGCUGUGUUUGGAAAGCUUAUUAAACACUGUUAUUGCCGUAGGUUAUGCUAUGCAAUGUCUGUACCUAACCCAAGAACAUUUAGCACAAGGGGUGACUUUGAUAAAUGCUGUGCAAUUCAGUGAAGACCCUGACCGUGUUUUAAAGAAAAUGACCAAGCCGGAAGAUGCCUGCUUACAGCGUUAUAUUGAUCGUCUAGUUCGCACAAAAAGUUACAAAACCCUGCUUAAGAAAAAGACUAUUUGUAAUAAAUCUAAAAGGUUUAAGUUAGAGAAUGGGGAGGUGGUGGCAAACAUGCGAUAUAAAACUUGGUAGCUGUAAAUUUAAAAAGGUUUUUGUGUUUUGUUAGAAGGCCUUUGGCCCUUAAGUUUUAAUGAAGCAUUUUGGUUUGUUUUGAAGGAGUUGUAUGACUUUUUAAAAAUAAAAUAGUUUGUGAGAAUUAGCUUUUGUGUUUUUGUGCUUUUGUGCAUGUUGUGGGAGGGGUGGGGAAAUAACCUUAAAAAAAAAAAUUGCUUACAAUAAAAAAAAAAAAAAGAGCCAGGACUAGUUCAGACACGUGUGAGUAUAAUACAGAGAUAUACUUAUCUCCUAAGACCUGCCUUUUUACUAGCAGGACCAAAUAUUCAUUUUUGCCCCAGAUCACAAAGUGACCACCUCAAGGAUUGAACUUACAACCCUGGGUUUACCAAACCAUUACUUAAACCACUGAGCUAUCCUGGCUCUGUUGAAAUGAAUAGCUUUAACCACACACAACCCUCAUUCCACAACCCAAAUCACAAAAGGGUGGGGUGAUUAAGUUGACCUGUUAGCAUUAAUUUGCAAAACAAUGGGAUGAGAGGCUAUAAAAACCUUAGGUGGGCUAGAGGUGGUCCUUUUUAACAGAAAGCCUUCUUGGAUAGCUGCAGGAUUUAAAAAGAGGUAAGACUUUGUGCCUUUAACUUUGAAACUAUAAAGCCACUUUUUGCCCAUGCUGUUUUUAGUAAAUAAUGUGGCCUAUAUGUAUUUCAGGUAUCUGUUUAGCAUGGAACCAGGCCAAGCUGAAGGACCAAGCACACAGGGGUUUGAACAGAACAACCAUGGCCCUGCAACACUUUAUCCCAUAGUGAAAGGUAACUUUUUUUUUUUGCAACAACCUUUUAAAUGCAUGUGCUUUUUUUCUCAUAGGCAGGGGGUUGUGUUUUAAAAAACAGGUUUUUGCAGAGCUGCUUUGGUUUUGGCUUUUACUGUGCAUAAUGUGGUAUGUUUGAGGGGACAGAACAGGUGGUUUUAAAUGCAGGUGAUUUUUUUUCUCCAGAGGCAGCCUUCAGUAAUGGCAGGGGUGUGUGUUUUAAAAAAACAGGUUUUUGCAGAGCUGCUUUGGGUUUGGCUUUUACUGUGCAUAAUGUGGUAUGUUUGAGGUGGUUUUAAAUGCAGGUGAUUUUUUUCUUCAGAGGCAGCCUUCAGUAAUGGCAGGGGGGUGUGUUUUAAAAAAACAGGUUUUUGCAGAGCUGCUUUGGGUUUGGCUUUUACUGUGCAUAAUGUGGUAUGUUUGAGGUGGUUUCUAAAAUGCAUGUGCUUUUUUCU